GUGAAAUACUGGAAUAAAAAGUCAUACGGUAAAGAUAAAGCAGUGUUCCUGAUUCCGUGCUGACUGGACUGAAGAUAGAAGCUACCAGACAAAACUGAGAGAAAUAAAGAUGGCAGAGCCCCCCAAGAUUGAACUCUUUGUUAAGGCCAGUGUUGAUGCUGAGAGUGUGGGGAACUGCCCGUUCUCCCAGAGACUCUUCAUGAUUCUUUGGUUGAAAGGGGCCAACUUCACCCUCACCACUGUGGACAUGAAGAGAACACCUCAAGUGCUGAAGGCUCUGGCUCCAGGCUCUCAGCCUCCGUUCCUCCUCUACAAUGAUGAAGUCAAAACCGACAUUAACAAAAUUGAGGAGUUCCUGGAGGAGAAUUUAGCCCAACCACAGUAUACAAAGCUGUGCUGUCGCUUCAAAGAGUCCAACAAUGCUGGAGAAGACAUCUUCAGAAAUUUCUCAGGAUAUAUAAAAAAUCCUAAUCCCGCAUUAAAUGACAGGCUCGAGAAAAAAUUUCUGUCAACUCUGGUGAAGCUGACCAUGCAACUCGAGACUCCUCUCCCCGAUGAGCUGGAACGGAACCCGAAUGUCACUGAGUCUUCGCGCCUCUACCUGGAUGGUGACACCUUCACCUUGGCAGACUGCAAUUUGCUUCCCAAACUUAAUAUUGUCAAGGUGGUGUGCAAGCAGUACCGCAACUUUGACAUCCCUAAAGAGCUGAAAGGUCUGACACGUUACCUGGAGAAUGCCUACAAACAAGAUGAGUUUCGUUAUACAUGCCCAAAAGACUCAGAGAUCCUCAUUGCCUACCAGUCCGUGGCGAAGUACCUGAACAAAUAACACAUUAAGAGGGAGGGAUGAAGCUGCGUGAGUGAGAACAAAGAACAAGAGAGAGAGAGUAAUGCAGAGAAUAACUGAGACGGUGACAACAUGUCUGAAGAUUUUACAUGUAUCUUUUAUUUGUGUCAAAAUUAGAGUUUGGAUAAUGAAAAGUGUUGGUAGUGUGUACAACAAUUGGCUUUAAACAAAACACAUUAUUGUUUUCAUCAAUUGGGUUUUUAUUUGCCAACUGUUACUUUAAAUUUGCUUACAAUUUGUAUUUGUAUGUAUGUACUGUUGCAUACUCUGGUUGUACUGAUGUAUAUUUCUUAUUUAACGCCAGUAAGAGUACAUAAUCACUGUAAAUCCCAGAGGAUGUUUAUGUUAUGUCUUGUUUUGCAUGUAUAUUUUCUGUCUAAGCAAAUCCAUGAUGUUGAUUGCAAUUUAUUAAUGGCAUGUUGACAUUAAAUCAGAUGCAUAUUUAGAUUAAAUAUCAAAUUACAAGUGUAAAAAAAAAGGCAGAUUUUCCUAAAUGUUCUUUGCUCUCUAAGUCUUUUAAUGGGAUGGUUUUAGGCUAACUAGGAACACUGUUUCUUUUAAUGAAAAUGAGUUAACAAUCAUUUUUCACAGUCCGUCCCGUUAAUUUGUUUUGUGCGUGUAAUAAAUUCAUAUAUCUCAGUAGUAACUCAAUUAUGUUUAACUUUGACAUAUAAUCCAACUGAAUGAGGACAGAGUGAAGAGAUGUAUAUUUUUCAUGGUAUAUAUUAAAGACUUUUUUAAAGUGC
This is a messenger RNA of Pseudoliparis swirei, 1593 nucleotides long. RefSeq names its product chloride intracellular channel 3 (gene clic3). The record is from RefSeq and is a predicted model, not a curated record. Bases 110 to 829 code for a protein of 239 amino acids. The transcript is spliced from 7 exons. NCBI's taxonomy places the organism in Eukaryota, Metazoa, Chordata, Actinopteri, Perciformes, Liparidae.